UGGCUGCACAUUCAUCGCGAAUAUUCUAAAAAUAGAACUACAUUGCUAUUAAUGAUUAUAUUAUGGAAAUGUACAAAUACCACUGGCACUUUAUUCUAUCUUUUAAAUAUGCCCUAGAUCUUUAGAAGAAGUAGCUUUUGUGAUUUUAGCCUUUGACCUUUUCAUAUUUAAAUUCAAUGUUUACAUGGAAAAAAGCAGAAGGAGGAUUUAAGUAAACAUGACCAAGUCAAGACAACCUCAAUCGGCCUCGAGGUUUGAAAUAUAUUCAAACGGAGGAAUAAAGGGAUGAUUAUCUUAAGUAUAAUUCAUAAAUUUGGGACAAGACAGUAACCUGUAUGAAGUGCAAAACAUGAGGGUGUCCAAGCCAUGAAAAGGAAUCGAAAGAACUUAAGUUUUUGGAAAAUCACGAUGUUAAACAAAUUUUUGUAUCUCGUUUUAUAUCUUACGUUCUGCUUUCAAUCAAACUGUAGUCUGGACAUAAAGAUACGAUGGGAAAAAUGUUAUUUUAUAUUUGAAGAUGAAGAAGAAUUCCAUUUUGAAAUAUUUCUUAACACAGCAAAAGAUGAUGAUCUGGAUAGUCGUACUACGGAGGAGGUUAGAUGCACAUUGAUCGUUCAGGACCCAUAUUUACCUAAGGAUUGUAGAUUAAACAUCACUGCUGAAGACUGCAUAAACAAAAAGUAUUCUUCUUGUGGUUAUUGUGAUCAACGAAUGAGUUAUGGUUACUACAUUGUUAUGUCUUUUAACAUUUCAACACUUCUUUUUAAUUCUUUGCAAUGUUUUUGGAGAAAUGAAAAUAGUACGUUGGAAUUACCUGGGAUCGAUACAAACUACUUCUGGCUGACAGCUUUUAAUUACACAUUUACAAUAGAGUCGUCGUUAACAGAAUUGCACGGAGUGGGGCAUGCACUAAAAGAAGAUUAUUAUUCAAAUUAUAACAACGAUAUGGACAAUGUCUUCAUCUACUUUGGAACCGAAAAUGAGCAGUUUACUUUAAUUCAAUAUGGUAUCUUAAAUCAAUCAUUGACUUCGAUAGAUAAAGAGAUUAUCUUUAUAUUGAAAUGGUCGAAGUCUUAUUGCCACUAUGUUUGCAAUUCUGUAGAUCGUUUUAAGCCAAAUGUUACUGUGCGAGAAAUAAGCCCUGACAGCCUGCUAGUUACAGUUGAAAAACCCGGAGGUUACGAUGUAAAAGUAAUUGUACUUGACGACGAUAUUGAACUAAUCAGGGAAGAUAGACGCGAAUUUGUGUUUACCAAUUAUUCUUCAAAAGGUGACAUUCAUGAAACUCAUAACUUGAUAAUACUUCUGAAUAACUACGAAGUAUCUUCAAUGUGUUUUAAUGCCAAAAUCUGGAAUUCUAAUAAUACACUUAUCACGUUGUCUCCUGACUGCCCCAGUGGACCGUAUGUCAAGAAUGGCUUUAUCAGACGUAACACUACAGCUUCCUGUCGCUGUCUUCUCUCUGGGGAAACAUUUCCUUCAGCUAGUGUCCAGUGGUUUGAUGCUACAGGUCUGAAUGUAAGCCAGUCUGGAAAGUAUAGUGACCUAAUUAUAGAUGGAAGUCAAGAUAGCGGCAAAUACUUUUGUUACGUUGAGAACCUCAAGAACGAAACAAAUAAAGUCAUUUUUGAAGCAAAGUUUUAUGACAUACCAGAAGUUGUUAACUUUACAGUGAACGGUUUAAACUCAGUCAGCGUGAGUGUGGGUGAUACUGUCACUAUCUACUGUCAAGUCAAGUCAACAGGUCCGCCAUCUAAAGCUGUACUUCUGGCUAGUGGUCUGGGAUCAGUCAAAGAAAUCAUUUCACCCAACGAGACAUUAGAGUUAUCUCUCCGUGACGUACUGUGUGAGGAUUCUGGGAGAUACAACUGUAUAGGGCGGAAUGGCUUUGAAGACAACGUGACGUCAUAUCCGGAUUAUGUGCUCAUAAAUAUAAAGUGUCCUAUAAAGUCUGUCCAGAAAGUCAACACAAUUCCCACAAUUCGAGUGUCACCAAAUGAAAAUACAGUUUUCACUUUUGAAGUCUACGGCUAUCCUGAACCGACGCAAUACGUUUUAAAAACAGAAACAGGACAAUCGACUUCACUUAUUGAUCAGAGCAAAUACAAAGUGACCUUCUUAAGAUUGACUCCUCCAUUGGGACAGAUAACUGUGACAGUCUAUGACGCAGAAGCAGGGGGAACAAUAACUUACAUUCUAAGUGUAACAAACGAAGCAGGGGAAAUAACUCUAAGAUAUCAUGUAAUCAAGGAGUACCCACAAACAGGCUCAGACAUCCCAGUGUCCCAGAUCAUUGGAGGUUGUAUUGGUGGACUGGGAGGUCUUAUAUUGGUCAGUGCUUCCAUUGGAAUUUCGCUCUGGUUUAUACAACUACGCAGACGUAAAGAAAGCCCAGGUUAUAAUGAGAGAAAUGAUGUCACCAUGCCUGAUAUUAUACAAGAAAACAGACUACAAGCUGAGCAAAAAAUUGAUAUAGAAAUGAAAAAGAAAGAUAUACAGAAUGGCCAAGAAGAUGUAUGGGAUGCCGAAAUAAAUACUCAAAAAUCAGGAUGCAUCGCCAUUGUUAACGUGAUGUACAGUCAGCAAGCGGCUAAUGUUCCCAUUGAUGAUUAUGACAAGUUAGAGUUGUCUACAAAUGUGGAGAAUGUUUAUCGCAGACCUGAAAAUAGCUCAAUAUAAAAUAUGUCCUUUAAGCUUAAAUAUAAGUAUUUCUAUAGUAGGUGUUAGCAAAAAAACAAGAAUAAGAUAUUAUAUACUUUAAAAAAACAAAGCUUAUAUUAAGUGUCACUGUAUCAAUUAGUUUGGAUCAGUCAUGUCAUUGUGCGUAUGAAUGUUCUUAUCUUAUAAUCUGUGUGAUAGAGAUAUUUUUUCCAACUGUUUUUGUUUAGCUUUUUGCUUUCUCAAUGUGCUAUGAUCAUGUCAUCUGAACCAGUUUUUUUUAAAAAAGGGGGGGAGAAGGCGGUACAUUGGUGAAUGCUUACAUGAUCGUUUUAAAAGCAUGAACAAAUUUUCACUCAGGGUUCAAGAUUGUUCACGAGGACAACUUUAACUAAUACCGCCUCUGUCAAGUACGAUUUCUUUCCCUUGUUCAAGAUACCAAAUAAAAUAAUUAUUUACCAAA
Messenger RNA from Biomphalaria glabrata, 3121 nucleotides. RefSeq lists its product as uncharacterized. Gene Ontology annotation, biological process: cell-cell adhesion. Gene Ontology annotation, cellular component: cell-cell junction. Lineage: Eukaryota; Metazoa; Mollusca; Gastropoda; Planorbidae. Gene Ontology annotation, molecular function: cell adhesion molecule binding. Bases 367 to 2679 code for a protein of 770 amino acids. The record is from RefSeq and is a predicted model, not a curated record. The transcript has 15 exons.